Eimeria acervulina is the source of this 636-nucleotide messenger RNA. RefSeq lists its product as hypothetical. Bases 1 to 636 code for a protein of 211 amino acids. The transcript has a single exon. The record is from RefSeq and is a predicted model, not a curated record. NCBI's taxonomy places the organism in Eukaryota, Apicomplexa, Conoidasida, Eucoccidiorida, Eimeriidae.
AUGAGCGCUCAGAAUUCCUCAGAGGAGAAAGCUGUGCAAACAGGGGAAGAUACGAACGCCCCUGCGGCCUCUGCCUCUCCUCAACCUCCUGUAGACCCCUCAGAAAUAAUUUUAAAAGAAUAUGAACCCGUACCAGACGGGCCUACGAGCCUUACUGGAAAUCCUGUCUUUGAUUUCUUAAACCGCUUCCUUGAUGAACUCUACUUCGGAAAGGAGGAAGUAGAGAGGCAGCGAGCAGAGGCCGAAGCAGCAAAAGCAGCAGCAAAAGCAGCAGCAGCAGCAGCAAGAUCCGCAGCCAAGGAGCACCCAUCAUAUCAGCAGCAGCCUUUUGCUGGGGCCCCUCCUCGUUGCGAGGGCAGUACGGAUUACCGCGCGUUUCUGAGAGGCCUUUGCUUCUUCCCAGCAGCAGGGCAGCAGCAGACAGCAGCUCCUCCUCUUCCUGCAGCAACUCAUGAAGAGCCUUUUGCUUCUUUCGAUCCUUUCUCGCGUGAAAUUCUCAAUCAAUUUGCUGCAGAUGAAGCUGAGGUGUAUCUACCUUAUAUGCACUUCCACAAGUUUCCCCCAACGGGGCCUGUUGCUGCUUCCUGCUGCACCGGCAGCAGCAGCAAGGAUCAAUGCUGCAGCAGCAGCAAGUGA